This is a messenger RNA of Myxocyprinus asiaticus (Chinese sucker), 1107 nucleotides long. It is a transcript of the gene mmd2a, whose product is annotated as monocyte to macrophage differentiation-associated 2a. Bases 382 to 1107 code for a protein of 241 amino acids. The transcript is spliced from 7 exons. The record is from RefSeq and is a predicted model, not a curated record. Gene Ontology annotation, molecular function: pore-forming activity. Gene Ontology annotation, cellular component: membrane. Lineage: Eukaryota; Metazoa; Chordata; Actinopteri; Cypriniformes; Catostomidae.
ACGUAUAUCAACGCAGAGAAGAUAGUACUUAGGGGUCUUAGAUCACAUUUAAUUUUUACAACUCAUGUUUCCUGGAGUUUUUUUUUUUUUAAUUUUUUUUUUUUUUUUUUUUAAGAUUUUUAUUUCAAUGUCUCAGUGUGCGAGUGAAGGAGGGACGCCACUGUUUGGCAAUAAAGCUCAUUCUGAUUCGGAUUAUAAAAACUGUUUUAUUCUACACGGAGGACAGGGCUGACUCCUCAUCUGGGCUGCCAUUUUAGGAUCACGUGACAAGCUGAAUACUACUCGCUUAAUUUCAGCAAACCGCUUUGUUAUUGGACACUUUCACUCAUGGAUUAAAUGAAUCAUGCAAUGGCAUCUGUAACUGAAAACGAUUGUGUUUGAAUGAUGCUGCAUCCACACCGCUGGGGGUCAGUGUUCAUGAACAACCGGGUCCCAUCUAGCAAGAGAUAUCAGCCAACUGAGUACGAGCAUGCGGCCAACUGUGCCACUCAUGGAUUCUGGAUCAUUCCCAGCAUGCUGGGCAGUUCGGUGUUGUACUUCCUAUCUGAUGACCUGUGGGAGACUAUCUCUGCAUGGAUGUAUGGUACAGGUCUGUCUGGGCUCUUCAUCAUGUCCACCAUAUUCCAUACUGUGUCCUGGAAGAAAAGUCACCUCAGGAAGGUGGAGCAGCGAUUCCACAUGUGUGAUAGGAUGGUGAUCUAUUUCUUCAUAGCUGCAUCUUAUGCACCCUGGCUGAACCUGAGGGAGCUAGGACCCUGGGCUGUUCACAUGCGCUGGUUGGUGUGGAUUAUGGCCUGUGCUGGCUCGGGCUAUGUCUUCUUCUUUCAUGAAAAGAACAAGAUACUAGACUUACUGUGCUACACUGCCAUGGGAGCUGUGCCUGCAGUUGUUCUUCUAUCAAUGCCUAACAGAGAGGGCAUAUUAGAGCUGUCAGUGGGUGGAGUCUUCUACUGCCUGGGAAUUGUCUUCUUCAAGAGUGAUGGCCUCAUCCCAUUUGCUCAUGCCAUCUGGCAUGUCUUUGUGGCAGUGGGGGCUGGCAUUCACUAUUACGCCAUCUGGAGGUACUUGUAUGCAACGAGCACCAGCCAAAUCCAAAUAUCCAGGUGA